CCCAGGACCCCGCGGCACAGCAGAGACCCCCGGAGAGACCCCCGCGGAGCCGCCAGCAGCAGGAUGGGCCAGUGCAACUGCCGCAAGAAGCGCAAGGACUGCCAGGAGCUGACGGACGUGGAGCGGGCCAUCGAGACGGUGAUCAGCCAGUUCCACUGCUACGCCGUGAAGGGCCAGAAGGAGUACCUGACCCCCAACGAGAUGCAGGAGCUGGUGGUGCAGAAGCUGCCGCACCUGGGCAAGUGCGUGGGACCCCUGGAAGAGAAGAUCGAAUGCAUGGGAGACCCUAACGAGGCCAAGCUGGAGUUCGGGGAGUACUGGGACAUGAUGGGGGACGCGGCCAAGGGCUGCCGGAGGAAGUAGAAGGGUGGUGGGGGACGGGAAGGCGCCCGAGGCCUCCGGCUCUGCUCCUGGAAGCGCCAGAAGCCGCUGGGAUGCUCCUGGGAAAAAAAAAACUGGGAAAAAAACCCGAAAAUUCUGCGCUGCUGCCGGAGGAUCCCCCUCCCCGGCUGCAUCCCUGCCCUCCUGGGCUCGCCUUCCCUCCCCAGCUCUGCCCCGGAGCGGGGGGCACGGGCGGGGGGUCCUGGCAGCGGAGCCGCCUCUCGCCGUGCGCCCCCACCCCCGGGCUCGCCCCCCACCCCUCCACUGCGGCUCCCCCCGCCCCGCAGCGAGGGGGGCUCGGCUCCAAACCCCCCUGGGUUUGGGGGGGCUCGUCCCUGUCACCCCCAUGGCACCUCCAGGGGCACCCCGGGGUGGGUGCGCGUGGCCUGGGAGCUCUCCCUGCCGUGUCCCCGCCCGGAUUUUGGGGGGUUGUCCCGGGA
Messenger RNA from Passer montanus (Eurasian tree sparrow), 821 nucleotides. RefSeq names its product S100 calcium binding protein A14 (gene S100A14). Lineage: Eukaryota; Metazoa; Chordata; Aves; Passeriformes; Passeridae. The coding region runs from base 64 to 363 and encodes 99 amino acids. Gene Ontology annotation, biological process: response to lipopolysaccharide; toll-like receptor 4 signaling pathway; positive regulation of monocyte chemotaxis. Gene Ontology annotation, cellular component: perinuclear region of cytoplasm. The transcript is spliced from 3 exons. The record is from RefSeq and is a predicted model, not a curated record. Gene Ontology annotation, molecular function: chemokine receptor binding.